Messenger RNA from Anoplophora glabripennis (Asian longhorned beetle), 1423 nucleotides. RefSeq lists its product as uncharacterized. Lineage: Eukaryota; Metazoa; Arthropoda; Insecta; Coleoptera; Cerambycidae. The record is from RefSeq and is a predicted model, not a curated record. The annotation marks the transcript as partial. The transcript is spliced from 2 exons.
AUGCAUUUACGCGAACGUUAUAAUUUUGAAUUGCAGACAAUUGAAAGACUUCGAGAAGAAGCCAUUCAAAAUAAUUUAGAACCUCUGCCCUUACAGAUGCCCACUAUUACAUUAGAACUAUUAAGUGUUCGAGGAAUGAACAGGCGGCAAUAUGAUUUGCCUAGGGUUGAAGAGGUAGCAGCUGUCUACAAUUUAUUACCAGAUACGCCAGCAACUCCCAAUAUGCGUAUUUAUAUAAGGGACGAACCCACUAGAUUUCAAAAUGUAUCGGAGGAAAGUGAACUUAAUGAUCCUUUGGUAUUUCCUAUACUAUUUCCUCAUGGAGAACCUGGCUGGUAUAUAGGAAUGCCCCAUAGAAAUGGUAACCGCAAUAUAACAUUAUGCGAGUAUUAUGCCUAUCGUUUUGGAAUUAGGAAUAACGAUCACAGGUUUAAAUAUGGAGGCAAACUAACCCAGCAAUUCACCGUCGCCGCAUAUAUCAAAAUUGAAAAUAACCGCCUUAAAUUCAUAUUACGUAACCAAGAAAGGUUAAGAGCGACGGAAUAUGUUGGAUUGGCGGAUUAUCUUCAUCGUAGAGUUGAAGAAGACAAUGAGAAUGAUGAAGCUGCAACAUUGGGUAGAAUGGUAAUUUUGCCAUCCACAUUUGUAGGUUCACCCCGUCAUCAGCAGCAACUGUUUCAAGAUGCAAUGGCAGUAGUGGGUCGUUUUGGCAUACCCAGCAUUUUUAUUACUAUGACGACAAAUACCCACUGGAGAGAGAUAGUAGAUAAUAUUCCUGCAGGUCACACAGCGAAUGACCAUCCAUCUCUCAUGGAUAGAGUAUUCCAGUGUAAAGUAAAUGAAAUCAUAGAUGACAUGCUUAAAGAUCAAAUUUUUGGAAUACCUCUAGCUAACCUUUACGUUAUAGAAUUCCAAAAAAGAGGUUUACCCCAUUGCCAUAAUUUACUCAUUUUAAGGAACGAAGACAAGUUAUCAAAUCCUUACAGAAUAGACGCGCUCAUUAGCGCAGAAAUACCAGAUCCGCAAGUUGAACCAGACUUAUAUGAAAUAGUCACCUCCUUCAUGGUACAUGGUCCUUGCGGAGAAUUAAACCCACAAUCAGUCUGUAUGGUGGACGGUCAAUGUUCCAAAAAAUAUCCUAAAGAUUUUAGUGAACUUACAGUAAUAUCUGAUAAUGGUCAAGUCCUCUAUAAAAGACCAAAUAACGAUGCUCCGGCGCUUUGGGAUGAAUUCCGAAAUUAUUUCAUGGAAGAUUUCAGGCGCCACGGUCUUUCCGAGGAACAAGCUCUGCAACAAACACUCAAAUGUAUUCAAACCACACUGCUGCUAAACGGCACUAGGUUGGCAUUGUACGGUUUACCAGAACCUGCAGAAAUCGUAUUACAAUUUGAUCCCAUAAAUAUAGAAGCCGAGAGAGUACAAG